Lepidothrix coronata (blue-crowned manakin) is the source of this 2184-nucleotide messenger RNA. RefSeq names its product REC8 meiotic recombination protein (gene REC8). Gene Ontology annotation, molecular function: protein binding; chromatin binding. The record is from RefSeq and is a predicted model, not a curated record. Gene Ontology annotation, cellular component: synaptonemal complex; cohesin complex. Gene Ontology annotation, biological process: mitotic sister chromatid cohesion; synaptonemal complex assembly; replication-born double-strand break repair via sister chromatid exchange. NCBI's taxonomy places the organism in Eukaryota, Metazoa, Chordata, Aves, Passeriformes, Pipridae. The transcript is spliced from 17 exons. The coding region runs from base 2 to 1387 and encodes 461 amino acids.
CAUGUUCUACUACCCUGAGGUGCUCCGGCGUCACACGGGGUGUUUCGGCACCAUCUGGUUGGCCGCCACCUGCAGCUCGCGGCUGCUGCGCCGGGAGUACCUGGGGGUGGACGUGCCGCGCACCUGUGCCUCCGUGGUGUCGUUCGUGAAUGGUCGCAGCGGGUGGGAGGUCCCGCCCCCGCCGGCAGGAGCUCCGCCCCCCCGGUGCUCGCUGUACCUGGCGGCGAUGCUGCAGCUCGGGCUGGUCCGGGUGUACGUGCGGCAGUGCGGGAACCUGCUCGAGGAUGCCUCGCAGAUCCUGGACCGGCUGCACCGCGCACGGCCCCCGCUGGUGGAGAUCGACAUGAGCCCCUCCCGCCGGACCCAGCUGCUCCCCGAUUCCCAGGCUCUGAUGGUGCAGCUGGAAUUGGCCCCCGACCCCUUUUUUGGGGUGAUGGGAGUGGAGCUUCCUCAGGUAGAGGAGCUCCUGCCCCCACCCAUUGAGAUCGAGUUCCCCCGAGGGCCCCCCGUGACGGUGUCCCCCGAGUACAUCACCCUGCGGGAACCCGAAGUGCCGCCGCUGCCGCCGCCCCUGGAGGAGGAGCUGCCUGAAGUGACCCCCAGAGAGCUGCAGCUGCUGCUCGAGGCUGAGGCCGAGGAGCUGCUGCCCCCGGUGGAGGAACUGGAGGAGCUGCCGGCGCCACCCCCCAUCCCCCGUCCCCCCCCACCGGAGGAGCCCGCCCUGCCUCCCCCCAUUCCGGAGGUCCCGGUGCGUCGCCGCAUCCCCCGUCGUCGCCUCCCGCCCCACAUGGACCUCGUGCCCCACAUCUCCCCCAAGCUGUUCCGGGCACAGCUGCUCCAGCCCCAAGCCCACUGUCAGCCCCUGGUGCUGCUGGAGCCGCCCCACAGGUUCCGCCGCCCCCCAAGUGAGCUCCUGAACGCCCCCACCCACGAUUGGCUGCCCCCUGAGCUGUGGGAGCUGUGGGGACGCUGUGCCCGGCGUCCUGCCCCGCCUGCGGCCCCGCCCCCGGAGCUGCCCAGCGACUUGGAGGUGCUUCGGGAGGCCCUGGAGCCGAGUCUGCCCACCCUGAUCUCAGAAGUGUCCCUGGAGCCCCUCGAGGAGGAGCCACUGGAGAGACUGCCCCCGGCCCCACCCGUUGUCCCAGAGCUUCCGGAGCUUCCUGAGCUGGUUGAAGCUCCUCCCGACCUUCGGAGACUGAUCCUGGAGCACGCCCAGCGCCCGGGGGGAUCGGAGCUGACGGCCAUGCUGCCCCCGGGGGCGUCCCGCGCACGCGUGGCAAAGAUCUUUGCCCUCAGCCUCGAGCUCUGUGGUGCCCAUACGGUGCGCCUGGACCAGCCUCGUCCCUACGGACCAAUCACUGUCUCGCUCCGUCCCCACGCGGAAUAAACCCCACCUUCUUCUGGCCUGUCCUGGGCAUUUAUUGGCUGCCAGUGAUGUCACUCGGGGGAGGGGGCAGGGCCUCUAGCACCUCUUGCAGGUGUGUGGGUGGGGCCCAGCCUGGCCACGCCUACCUGGAGGUCCACUGCGUGGGGCAGGGACUCGACAGUGAUGGGAAUGGGGCAGAGCCCUCUUUACCUGGGGGCACCAGGGGAUACACCUGGGACAUGCACAGUGCCCUGGGGCAUCAUGGGAUGGCACCUGGGGGGAGUUGGCAUCACUUGCACACAUGUGGACGCACCUCGGGGGCACCUGAGGGGGGUUGGGAACACCUGGGACACAUCUGGAUGUCCCUCAAGGUCACCUGGACACUCCUGGGGUAACCUGGGGGGAAGGUGAGAGGGCCUAGGGGGGAUGAUGCUGCGGUCACCUGGACACCCCUGAGGGGGUCGGGGGGUCUCACCCCACCUGCUCGAGCGGCACCUGCAACUGGUCAUGGGUGAGGGGCAGCACCUGGGACCAGUAUAAACCAGUAUGGAGUCAUGGCUGCCCCAUAAUGACCUGCAAGUGCCCCAUAGAGACCUCCAAGUUGCCUCCAUCUGCCCCAGUACAGACCAGUAUGGACCAGUGCAAAUUCAUGGUUGCCCCAUAAUGAACCACAGAGAGCCCCAUGUGUCCCCAUCUGCCCCAGUACAGACCAAUAUAAACCAGUAUGGACACCCCAUUACCAGCACAGCAGGUGCAAAGGGAAGGCACACAAUACAUUUGGGGCUUUCUGAGUGGUCGGGGGGGGGGCAGAGGAUCUA